Fomitopsis serialis is the source of this 1565-nucleotide messenger RNA. RefSeq lists its product as uncharacterized. NCBI's taxonomy places the organism in Eukaryota, Fungi, Basidiomycota, Agaricomycetes, Polyporales, Fomitopsidaceae. The coding region runs from base 442 to 1152 and encodes 236 amino acids. The record is from RefSeq and is a predicted model, not a curated record. The transcript is spliced from 3 exons.
GGAGACUCAAGAGUGGGAUCAAGUCUUUCAGUUUGUGACCGACCCUGUCGAAGGCUCCGCAGUUCCCGGAAAGUCUGUUCUAGGGAAGACGUCCCUGUACGCUUCUUAUCCCCCUUCUCAGGUGCCCACUCCACCGGUGAGCAAGCGCAAUCAGAGUCUCUUUCUCUCCAGUCGGCUAACAAGCAUCUCUCUCCGCGAUGGAUCUUCCUGGAUCCGCCCUAAUCCUCUGCGACGGUACAGGCCUCGGACCAAGGGUCGCCUGGUGAGGCCAAUGCGGAGACAAACACCGUUGUCUCCGUCUCGACUACGUUCUCCUCCACCGCCAACCUUAACCCGCUCCCGCCUGAUCUCAUCCUCAUUUCCUCGGACGCCGUCUUCUUCUACGUCCACUCAAAUCAGGUCCUGGGCGCCUCUGAGAACGGCUUCCGCGGGCUGCUGCCCAUGAAGUCUCCGAAAGGCCCCCACCCUGCGCUCGAGGCUGUGGGUCUCUCUGAGGACCUCGGAUCGGUCAUUCUUCUUCCCGAGUCCGCCGCCACCCUGAACGUCGUCCUCCACAGCAUCUACAACCUUUCAUGUGCGCGGUACUCGCCUUCGCUCGACGUGCUCAUCGCGGCAGUCGACGCGCUCGCGCUAUACGGCGUGCCCGUCGCGCAGCACUGCGCGACCUCGACGCCGCUGUACGUGCUCAUCCUCGGGCACGCGCCACUCGCGCCGGUCGAGGUCUACGCGCUCGCGGCGCACCACGACCUGCACGACCUCGCCGUGCCCGCGUCCGCGCACUUGCUCGGCCUUCAGCUGUGGACCCUCUCUGACGAGCACAUCGUGCGCAUGGGCCCGCUGUACAUGAGGCAGCUGUUCUUCCUGCACCUGGGGCGGAUCGACGCGCUCAAGCGGCUCCUGUUGCCGCCUCCGCGCACGCACACGCCGACUGCGGCCUGCAACUCCGCAGAGCAGAAGAGGCUGACUUGCGCGUGGGCACUGGCCUCGGCGUAUUUAGCGUGGGAUGCCCGUCCAGACCAGUCGACGGGCGCGAUGGAGGCGACGCUGUGCCCGCUGGGAGAGCACCUGUCGUGCGGGGUGUGCAAGAAGAACUUGGCCGCGCGCAUCAAGCGGCUGGUCGUGCAGUGGUCGGACGUGAAGCGGACGAUAUGACGACGUCAUGUGUGAGCACCCCCCUAUCGCUACCCGCGCGCUGUCGCCGAAACUGCCUCUUUGGUCCUUCUUCCUUCUCCAGACCAGUACCAGACUACCAGUCGUCUGGCGGACAUGUCCGUUCCUGUGGGGAUCUGUGUUUCGGGAGCCUCCGCCUUAGAGCACAACCCAUUUCACGCCAUGUAUAAGUAGUACGACGGUACGAGUAGCCUUCCGGUGUGCAGAGUGCCAUCAGUGUAGUUGUACAUCAGUCACGAUACCCCGAGUCUACAGCUGUCUACAGUCUCGACGAAAUAGUUACGUAAGCUUCCCUAUGCACUUCACUGAAGUAAUAUCUUACCCGGUAACUUACUUACCUACUGUAUGCACGUUCGAUACAAUCCAACUAGACUCGGCUCCGCCAGGGUGCUGCA